Paramormyrops kingsleyae is the source of this 2805-nucleotide messenger RNA. Its product is annotated as pre-mRNA-processing factor 39-like. Gene Ontology annotation, biological process: RNA processing; mRNA 5'-splice site recognition. Lineage: Eukaryota; Metazoa; Chordata; Actinopteri; Osteoglossiformes; Mormyridae. Gene Ontology annotation, cellular component: commitment complex; U2-type prespliceosome; U1 snRNP. Gene Ontology annotation, molecular function: pre-mRNA 5'-splice site binding; protein binding. The record is from RefSeq and is a predicted model, not a curated record.
UGGCAGAUGAGCUUUUCAAUAGAAAAAAAUAGAUUAGGAUUGCCGCUCGCAGGUGACGGACUCUUCCAUCUUGUUUUGCAGGCUUUAGUGCAUGAAGAUACUAUAAUGUUGGUGAUACAGGGCCUGUGGCAUUUUCCCUCUCCAGACAAACCCCCCCUGGAGGAAACCUUGACAAGCAUGCUGAGCUUUGACCCAAGCAGGAGCUGUGGCUCUCUGGACUUGGCUGAUGGUUUUCCCACUGAUCCCCCCACUCAAGAUACCUUGUGGAUUGAAAGUCUGCAGAUGGCUUCUGAUCCAUUUGUUGUAACUGUCAGCACUAUACCAGAUGAUGAGCCCAGUCUGUUACAGGCUGAACUCCUGUGCCCUGAUGCCAUCAAAAUGCCACGGUCCCCCAAACUGGAUCAGGUAGGGCAGCUGGAACGCUUGGAGCUGGGUCAUGUAGAAGGCUUGGAGAUUUUGGGAUUUGAUCAGGUGGAACAUUUGGUAACUUCGGAACUGAUUGAAGAGGAGCCCUUACAACUGUUAGAGCAGCCGGGGUCCAUGCAGCCGCAUUCAGUGCAGCCGUCCCAGGAGGAUGAGCAUUCCGGGUCCAUGCAGCCGCAUUCAGUGCAGCCGUCCCAGGAGGAUGAGCAUUCGGGGUCCAUGCAGCCGUCCCACACAGAGGAGCAGCCGGAGGCUUUAGAAUGUGGCCACAUGGAAGAGUGUGCACCGCCAGGGCAGGAAGCCAUCAUGCCAGCAGAAUCUUCAGGGUGUGGUGCACAUUUAACUGUGGGAUCAGUACCAGGAAGCCCGACCAACAUGGAGCUGGAAGACUCAUCCAAGGUUGGAAUAACUGAGGAGGUUCCUUUCCCUGAGGAGUCUGAAAGGUUCUUCAGAGCAGUAGAGGAGAACCCUGAAGAUUUCAAUGGCUGGACCUACUUACUUCAGCAUGUGGAGGAGGAGAAUCACAUAGGUGCUGCCCGCAAGGCUUUUGACUCCUUUUUCUCCCAGUACCCUUUCUGCUAUGGUUACUGGAAGAAGUAUGCUGACACGGAGAAGAGGCUGAGUGGGAUACAGAUGGCGGAUGAGGUGUAUCGCCGUGGUUUACAAGCCAUCCCGGUCAGUGUGGACCUGUGGCUGCACUACGUUGACUUUGUGCGGGAGGUUGCUGAUGGUGCUGAGGCUGAGAGCCGUGUGCGACUUGUGUUUGAGCACGCAGUGUUCUCUGCGGGCCUGGAUUUCCGCUCUGACCGUCUCUGGGAAGCCUACAUUGCCUGGGAGACGGAGGUGGGCAACCUGGCUGCCGUUACAGCUCUUUAUGACCGUGUCCUGGCCAUUCCCACCCAACUGUACAGCCAACACCAUCAGAGGUUUAAGGAGCAUGUGCAGAACAACCUGCCAAAACAUUUUCUGUCACUGGAGGAAUUUUCAAAGCUCCGGAAGGAACUGGCUUCUGUGGACAAAUUGAGUGGGGAGGAGGUUACCCCCAGUGAAGAUCUCCCUUUGGGAACUGAGGACUUGGCCGACCCUGCCAAGCGUGUGACUGAGAUCGAGAAUAUGCGCCAUAGAGUACUUGAGUUGCGACAAGAAAUCUUUAAUCACAAUGAGAAUGAGGUUAGCAAACGCUGGACAUUUGAGGAUGGGAUCAAGCGGCCUUACUUCCACGUGAAACCCCUCGAACGAGCUCAGCUGGCUAUAUGGAGAGAGUACUUGGACUUUGAGAUGGAGAAUGGGUCCCUUGAGCGAGUGGUGAUGCUCUUUGAGAGAUGCCUGGUGGCUUGCGCUCUCUAUGAAGAGUUCUGGAUCAAGUAUGCUAGGUUUAUGAUGAACUACAGCAUCGAUGGGGCACGUGAUGUUUAUACGAAGGCUUGUUUGACACAUCUGCCCAAAAAGCCCUCUAUUCAUUUGCUGUGGGCAAUGUUUGAGGAACAGCAGGGUAAUGUGGAAGAAGCCAGGAGGAUCCUGAGAACCCUGGAAGAUCUGCUGCCCCACCUGGCUGUGGUGAGACUGAGGCGUGUCAACCUGGAGCGUCGCCGGGGCAACAUGGAGAAGGCAGAGUCUCUACUGCAGGAAGCUAUUAAAAAUGGGAAAACGCCCAGUGAGGCCGCAUUUUACUCCCUUAAGUUGGCGAGACUUUUCUUCAAAACGCAGCGCGAUCUGCUGAAGGCCAGAAAUGUGCUGCUGGAUGCCAUUAAAGUGGAUGAAAUGAGUCCAAAAUUGUACCUAAACCUUCUGGAGCUGGAGUACAGUGGGGAUGUGCAGGAGAAUGAAGACCAGAUUGUGGCCUGCUUUGAUAGGGCCCUGAGAAGCCCUCUGCCCCUAGAAUCUCGUCUCGCCUUUUCCCAGCGCAAGAUGGAGUUUCUAGAGGACUUUGGAAGUGAUAUCAACAUGCUUAUGUCUUCGUAUGAGGAACAUCAGAAGCUCUUGAAAAUACACGAGUCCUCUAAGAGAGAGACUGAAAAUGAUUCCCAGGAGCCGGAGGUAAAGAGACGGUGCACAGAAGAUGUGAGUAUGAACUUCAGCCAUAUGAGUGCCGAUAUGCAGGCGAGCCAAGCGUCAUACAGCUACAGCUGGUAUCAGAAUUACAGCUACCAGAACUCGUGGGCCUAUGGCCAGUACUACACCCCUCCACCAAUGUGAUGUGUCAUCAGAAUAAGACCUGUAUUCAAAAUGAUUUGGGUUUUGGGGUGGGGUGGGGUCGGAGUAGACAUGAGCUUGAAGUGCUUUUCUUUUAGUAUAUUCCUUGUACACAUGAGUUUGCAAUGAAGCAAAAUGAAUGUAACGUGGCUGUGAAAACCAACAUAUAAUAAACCAUACGUCUUAGGA